Messenger RNA from Adineta steineri, 717 nucleotides. Lineage: Eukaryota; Metazoa; Rotifera; Eurotatoria; Adinetida; Adinetidae. The record is from the annotation of a GenBank genome assembly.
AUGCAAUCGUCAAAUUUAUCAUCUGUUAAUUGUUUUGAUGAAGCAGUAAGAACAAAUUCUAUUACCAUUCCAACUUAUCUUGAUCGACUUAUAUUACGAACUCAUCAUAAAGAUGAUAGUGCAAGUUGUGCAGCAAUAUUUUCUGAUUCAUUCUCAAGAAAAUAUCUUCGUUUUCUUCAACCACCGAACGGUUGGGGAAAUGAUGAAGAACGAAAAAAGAAUAAACAAUGGACCGUAGAAGAUUUUGAUGAUCGAGUUAAAGUACAAACUGCAGCAAGAGCAAAUGGAAAAAGUUGUGUUUUUAAUAUAAUUUUAUUAGCAUCAACAUCGGGUGAAACCACUGAUAGAUGUAUUGGAACAACAGGUUUUGUCACAAUUGAUGGUCAUGUUGGAUAUUUAGGAAUUAUUACUGAACAAAAUACAACUCGAAUGGGAUAUGCAACAGAAGCAUUAUAUACUUCAAUUGUUUUUGCAUUUGAAAAACUAGGUAUAAAUAAAAUUAUUAUGCAAACUGAUGAACAAAAUCAAGAAAUGAGAGGAUGGUGUGAAAAUAUAGCUGGAUUAAAAUUACAUAAUAAGAAAGAAUUGGAAAUUAAUAAUUAUACAUUUAUUCAAUGUGAAUAUACAUUCGAUUUAGAUCAAUGGAAUAAUUCAAUAAAAAAUCUAUUAGAAGAUAAAAUGAAUAAAUGUGUUCCAUUAGAAACAAUAAAUAAUUAA